Molecule: messenger RNA, 1499 nt
Organism: Thalassophryne amazonica
Lineage: Eukaryota; Metazoa; Chordata; Actinopteri; Batrachoidiformes; Batrachoididae
Exons: 2
Coding region: 203-826 (207 amino acids)
Source: RefSeq, a predicted model, not a curated record
GGAAAGCAGACCACCUGUGCACCAACAACACUACUUCCUCUUUCUUCAUAAACAGAGAGUCAGAAUGUGGAGUUUCCCCUGAUAAAGGAACAAGUUCAUUUCAUUCUGCACAGAGCAGACAGUGAAAUCAGCCACUGAGCUGCAGAACAAAGUGCACACGUGUGACAGCUGUGAGAACAUUUCAUCAUUCUAUAAGUUCAGGAUGGCAGCUGGAGCCCACAAACACUUCUUGCUCUGUGUCGUGUUGGUGUCAUCCGUCGCUCUGACCUCACCUCUCCAAACCCUGGACUCGAACCAGGAGCUGCAGAAGAGUGGCUUUGGCACGCCGCCGCCUCGCCACGGCCUCAAGUUAUUGGUGUGGUACGUUCGGAAUUGCGUGGAUAACAACAUGGUGGCUCUGUGUGACCCCACAACAGGACAGUUUGGAUUUCACGUGUUUCGGAACCUGGGGCCUCUGCUUCCAAAAAUAAAGGACAAAAAACAGUACACGUACUACACGGUUGGAAACCUUCACGCUCCUCAUGCUGACCAGCUGCCAUAUGAAGUCAAGAAGUAUUACAACCGCAGCGACCCCAACAGCAACAUGGACAGAGUGCUGGUGAGAUACAACAACAACAAUAAGCACAUCAGUGACAUCUACGCAUCUGCACAUUACAAAGCACAGCAGACGUACAGAAUCGGCCCCGAUCUUGUGAUGGCUCUUCGACAGCCCACAGCGCUCGGGAUGUCCCGAUCCAAACACCACGAUCAGAAUAGGGCCCAAUCAAACUUUUUUUUGAUUGCUCAUAUCAGAUAUUAUAAAUACAAGUCACAAAGGUCCGGGUGAACAUCUCACUGCACUUCAUGAAGCUCCAUGCUGAUGGAGAGAACAGUUACUGCUCUGUCAGUGCUUCUAGUAGUUCAUCAGCAGCACCAUGGUGUUUAUUUUAAAAGUAUAUUUAUACUCUGCUUCGCUUCAAAUCUGCACCAAGUCUGUUUCUGACUAAUGCACAUGUUACAUGCUUCUUAGAGGCCAAUAAGGUAGUGCUUUCCAAUACACAAGUUUUACCUCAUCAUCUGUAUUUUCCUCAUGUUAACAGCCAAGACUGUAACCAGAAGGGCCCAGGGGUAAGAAGCCCCCCGACCACCACCAAUAAUAAUCAUAAGGAUGAAAGUAUUUUUAACAAAUAAAACACAACUACCAGCCUGUCAUCAGUGCUGCUUCGAGUGUUUGAGUUUUAUUACUGCAGUCCUGCACUAAGUGGGAUUGAUCAAAGUCAUAUGAACAAAUUGUGUGUGAUGACUGUGUUGUUUUGCAAAGACAGAUAGAUACAUUAAUACCUUAAGGAGCUCCACAGACUGAAUGUUGUUUUUUUUUCUUAAUGCAUUGUAGAGCUGUUAUGUUGUCAAGCCCAUUUAUGUACAAAGUUUUCUCUGAAUAUGUGAUUAUUGAUCAUGUGUGGCUACAACCCAGUGAGUAUUUUUUAAACGAAUAAACCUUGCAGGUGUGACAUUACUUA